Molecule: messenger RNA, 1698 nt
Organism: Megachile rotundata (alfalfa leafcutting bee)
Lineage: Eukaryota; Metazoa; Arthropoda; Insecta; Hymenoptera; Megachilidae
Gene: Shc
Product: SHC-adaptor protein
Biological process (GO): intracellular signal transduction; cell surface receptor protein tyrosine kinase signaling pathway
Cellular component (GO): plasma membrane
Molecular function (GO): receptor tyrosine kinase binding
Source: RefSeq, a predicted model, not a curated record
UGUAUUUUGUGGAAUUUUACAAUAGUUAAUGCUGUUAGGGAUGUGGCAUGGCAGAAAAACAGACGAGCAUGAAUUUAUCGCAUAUAGUAUUUCACUUCGAGUAAUGAUCACUGUAAAAUGUUUGAAUAAAUCACCCCUAUAACCGUACAAUGUAUGUACAUACGAUUCUUUUGACGGUCUGUGAGGUAUGAUCUCAUUUCCUGGCAAAUCAUACGUUAUACAUGUAUGCAUAGUAUUUAGAAAUGGCAACUGGAGGUAGUAGUUUUAUAAGUAAACCAGCUAGAGGAUGGCUACACCCAGAUCAUUUAGUGAGUAAAGAAGGAAUCACUUACACCGUAAAGUAUAUAGGCUGUCUUGAGGUAUAUACAUCCAUGAAAAGUUUAGAUUUUGAGACAAGAUCAUGCGUUGCCAAAGAAUGUAUAAACAGAGUUUGUGAAGCGGCUGGAUUAAAAUCUGCUGAUAAAAAGAGAAGGGUGGAUAGAAAAGUGCUGAGAGCAAUAGCAGACAAGCCUCGUAUGGAACAUACAGGUGCCACGAUAAACUUAACUAUCAGUAGUUGCAGUUUAGCUUUGACUAACAUAGAUACUGGAUAUAUUAUUGCCAAACAUGAAAUGCCACGUAUAUCAUUUGCUUCGGGUGGAGAUGCGGAAAUACUGGACUUUGUUGCAUACGUUGCCAAAAAUAUGCAAGAAUGGCGUGCUUGUUAUGUAUUAGAAUGUGGAGGUGGACUAGCACAGGAUGUUAUAUCUACUAUUGGACAAGCUUUUGAACUACGUUUCAAAGAAUUUCUUACUAAACCAGCUGCACUACAUCCCAUGUUAAAUGGUAUUAGAGAAGCAGAUAGAGAUUACUAUAAUGAUUUACCGGGUAAAGUACCACCAGACAUUGGUCCUCCACCAGUUCCACCUUUGCCAACAACAGUGUCAACGCUGCCUAAUUUGAAGCAUCAUCACUCUGGACAAAAUCAUACAUCGCGAAGCGCACAAAACUCUGCAUUACAUGAUACCUUUUCUUCCAAUUCUGAUAGACAUCAUCAACAAUGGGCAGAGACUGGUAAUCUAAUUGACUUAAAUUCUGAUGGAACAGUAACAUCUUCUAAUUUCAAUAUACCUCCAGAACAUAAUUACGUUAACGACAGCAUUAUAGCUGCUACAAGAGAAAGUCAUCGCGAUCAAACAUCACUUUUUGAUGUAUUCGAUAUGCAACCAUUUAGUUCUGCAAUAUCGGACAUGAAUAGAUUAAGUCCACAUUCUCAGAAACAGCAGUUAAAGCAGGAAAUAUGGUUCCACGGUAGUGUUAGUCGCGCAGAAGCAGAAUCUAUGUUAACAAGAGAUGGUGAUUUUUUGGUGCGAGAAUCUCAAGGCUCUCCUGGACAGUAUGUUCUUACUGGUAUGAACAAUAAUACACCUAAACAUUUAUUAUUAAUCGAUCCAGAAGGUGUAGUUCGUACAAAAGAUCGUGUUUUCGAUAGCGUAAGUCAUUUAGUGAAUCAUCAUUGUGACAAUGUACUACCAAUUAUAUCGGCAGACAGCGUGUUAGUACUUCGAUAUCCAAUUCCUAGACGUACAACUAAUUAAUUUUUAUAAAACUACGAUAGUGAUAAGGAAAAUGAUUAAAGUUCGCAUUUGGUAUCGAAUGUAAAAUGUCGAUACUUGAUAUGAUACUUUUCAUAGUAAUUAAAAAUUUCACGAAUCAUUA